Molecule: messenger RNA, 1091 nt
Organism: Cotesia congregata
Lineage: Eukaryota; Metazoa; Arthropoda; Insecta; Hymenoptera; Braconidae
Source: the annotation of a GenBank genome assembly
UCAUUCAAUGUAAACUUAUGACGUCGUGGCCAAAGUGGUCCGUUGCCAAUAGAGUAUUGACUCCAUUGAUUGACACGUUUGAAAUGAAUGUUAAGAACUCUGCAUUGCUGGUAGGAAAGUUGAAUUCAGUUAGGUUACCAUCGGGGUAUAUGCUUGUGUCUCUGGAUGUAGUAUCGUUGUUUACAAUGAUUCCUAAAGAGCUGGUGUUAAAGAUCAUAGCUGAUGAGUGGGAUGUUUUCAAGGAAUUCCUAAAGGUACCGAAAGAAAUCCUAAUGGAGAUGAUUAGCAUAUGUUUUGAAACGAGCUAUUUCACGUUUAAUAAUAGCAUCUUUCUGCAAGUGGAUGGUACUAGCAUGGGGAACCCUGCUAGUCCAUCGUUGGCGAAUAUAGUUAUGUACUUCGCAUUAAAAAAGAUCAUCGACUCACUACCGUUUAAUGUUCCACCGCUAUGUUUAUACGUGGAUGACACGUUGGUUGCAGUUUCCGUGAAUGAGAAAGAUAAUUUAUUGCAUUAUUUCAAUAGUUUUCAUAAAUUAUUAAGGCUAAAUAAUUACCCGAAUUUCUUCAUUGAUAAAUGUAUUAAGAAAUUCAGAGAGAUACAUUUAAAUAAUACUAAUGCAAAUGGAGCGAGUGUCAAGAAAAUAGAUUUAGAUUUCCGUUCAUCAAGGACGGUCGGUCAAGUAUUUUCAACAUUGAAAGAUAAAGAUGAUUUAAAAAAAGUUUCUAAUGUGGUUUAUAAAAUCCCAUGCUGCUGUAAACGGGUGUAUGUUGGACAAUCUAGCCAGUAUUUAGGUAGCAGGGUGUAUCAGCAUCUGUACAGUUGUAGAAAUGUUGGUAGAAUAAAAGAUAAAACAGCUUUAAGUUUACACCAUUUGGAAACUGGACACAGAUUUGAAUUUGACAAUGUUAGAAUACUAGAUAAAGAAAGAAUUCGAUAUAAACGGAAUGUGAGUGAGAUGGUACAUAUUUCUGUCAAUGAUACUUUGAAUUUUAGAACUGAUACGGAUAAUCUAAGUAGCAUCUACUCCAACUUGCUGUGUAAAUUCAAAAUGUAUUGUAGCCAAUCAAAGUACUUGACUGGAAUUGUACCU